AUGGGCCAGAACAACUACCAUUCUCGAUGGCAUCCGCGCCUGCCCCGCGUGGGCGCCGCUCCCACGCGCGACCCCAGUCCCAAAGUCAAGCCGCUCGACCGCGUCCUGCCCGCCCUGCAUCUGCACCUCGCCCCCGUCUUUGCCUCGUCCUUCUCUCGGUCCGCGUCAGUCAAGAGCAUGGCCACCUACGGGAAGCGGGGGCGCGGCACGCUGCCGUUCAGUGUCUUCCGCGACGAGCAUGAGGCUCACAGCCACUCGAAGCUGCAGAAACGCCCGCCUCCGCAACCCACCUUCGUUUCCUCUACACCCUCCGACGAUCCGCGGCCUGCCGAUCUCUCGCGACCCCUGGCCAACCCUGAUCUGCCCCGCCAUCCAGAAUCGCGCCUGUCUUCACGAGAGCCGCCUGCGACGCAGCAUCGUGCCCGCCGUUCACUUCAGCCGUUGUCGACUCACCUUGGCCGCGCGCCCGAGCUCACUUCUGCAUCCGCGCCGCGCUCGACAGCGCGACACGCUCGUUCAACUUCCGCCUGUGCUGACGGAGCCAUCAUCCAUCGCCUGUCGUCCUCUUUUGAGCCCGCAGGCACGCCUCUGUCUCGUCGCGCCCCCGCAGCUUUAAGCCACCUCUGGUCCACGCCAUCCUCACCCGAACUGAGUCCGGUGACCUGUCAACGCGCUUCUCAACGAGUGAGCGGCAUUGACGAACUUCCGACCGACCACUACCGAUCUUCAAGGCCUUUCGCUACCAACAGCUCCGCUGGGAACCCCACUGAUCAGCAAUCAUUAUCUGAUCACUCCGACACCCUUACAACAAACACUUCAUCGCUUCAGCACCCUGCGUCCGACCUGACUGACGCCACCCUCACCGACGCUUUCACUGACACUUCUCCUGUUGCGCCGCGCCAAAAGUUCAGCUUCAGAAAUAGACGCGCAGCCAGGCAAGCUCAGAAAAUGGACAGUCCCACCGCCUCUACCGUGGAAAGGAGUCCGAACCCUGGAGAUCCUGACCAGCUGGAACCGCGCAACACCAGCUCCACCAGUCUCUUGAACAAAUUCAGCGGAAUCCUCGGCGAGAAGACAACCAACUUGAAGCGUUCUUUGCCGUUCAAAGCCGCGACGACCCCGCCGAAGCCGGCCGAGAAGAUGUCAAUUGGCGCUCCCUUUGACGCACGCCAGGGACCCAGAGCCAUGUCAACUCCGCCUCGCCGCCCAAACGCAGGUGAAGAUACCCGCACCUGGGGCGCUCCUGAUCUCGUCAAUACGAAACCCCAGCUUCCUGAAGACAUUGAGGACCAGCCUAAAUCUCAAGUGGUGACGACAACCAACGACAACUGGAGCAUGCGCGACACCCCCUCAGCCAGCCCCGUUUAUGACACUAUGAGGCUCUCUGAAGCCGAACGGAAGAACAACUCCAGUGUUGGCAAGCAGAGCUUGGGCCGCAGCUCCCCUCCGAUGACCGCUCUCCCCACACGUCCUCCAGCGAGCAUCGGUCUUCGCGGAUGGGUAGCCUCGGCUCAUCGCUUGAGCAGGCUCGCUCUGAACGACCAGUUCCCGUCUACGAGUAGCGACAAGGAUAGUGGUCUUGAGAAUGCUGGCGAUACCCAGCAACAGCAGCAGGAACAGGAACAGAGCCGUUCUGAGAAGCCUUCGAUCUUUGAACGCAUGAAGGACACACUCAGGGUACGUCGCCACAAGCGCAGCAACACGACAGUUCAGACAGCUGUAGAUCUUCGUGUAACUGCUCCUCAGAGCAAUUUGCGCGCAUCCCGGUCGGCAGCUGUUCUGACUUCGCCUCUUGCUCUGCGUCCCGAGCGCUCCGACGAGGUCCCUUCAGCCAUGAGGACUCCCUCUGGUGGACGCAUGACGAUGCGCGAACUGCCUCCAAUCAACUCGGGACCUGCCAUCACCAUCUCAAGUAUGGAUUUGCUUCAAAGCCCUCGUACCGUUGACCAUGACGUCCCAGCUCCUGCAUCCAAGAGCUCACCGGAAGUUCACGGAAGCCGUUCCAACGAGGAACUUCCUGCUUUCGCCAAGGAGACUUCUAUGCCUGAGGGUAUCGAGGUCUCGGGACACAAUGGCAUUCACCGCAUGAAUCCUCUGCGCUCGCACACCAACGUCAUGGAGUUCGCUGAGGCUCCCUCUGUCGCUGGUCCUGCUCGCAUGGCCGCGAUUCCAGAGGACAAGGCCGAAUGCGUUGCCAGUGAAGGCUCGAACCACCCCGCCACGAAUGGCCUCGGAGGAGGCAGUGGAGGUAGCGUGUUCUCUUUGAGCAACGUUGGCAACCACGUGGACUCCUCUGUCUCCCCGGCUCCGCUUUCGGUGAGCGACGACAGUUCGUCCAGUGACGAUGUUGCUACUGAUGAUGAUGAUCACAGUAGUGCCGGCCAGCAUCCUCAUCGUAAGGUGCAGGUGAUCCACAACACGCUCUACAAGCUCGACGAGGAUGGAAUCCAGCAAUCCGACGAGGAGAUCCCAAAUCCAGUUGCGUUCUGA
Diplodia corticola is the source of this 2490-nucleotide messenger RNA. RefSeq names its product proteophosphoglycan ppg4. The record is from RefSeq and is a predicted model, not a curated record. The coding region runs from base 1 to 2490 and encodes 829 amino acids. NCBI's taxonomy places the organism in Eukaryota, Fungi, Ascomycota, Dothideomycetes, Botryosphaeriales, Botryosphaeriaceae. The transcript is spliced from 3 exons.